Molecule: messenger RNA, 1626 nt
Organism: Mauremys mutica (yellowpond turtle)
Lineage: Eukaryota; Metazoa; Chordata; Testudines; Geoemydidae
Gene: NUDT16L1
Product: nudix hydrolase 16 like 1
Exons: 3
Coding region: 38-928 (296 amino acids)
Cellular component (GO): nucleus
Molecular function (GO): snoRNA binding
Source: RefSeq, a predicted model, not a curated record
AGGGUUGGCCUCUCUCUGGUCGCGGCUCCGUGUGGUGAUGGCGGCUCUGACGGGGAGCGCGGGCGCGGCGGGGCUGUUGCCCUCCCUCUCGGUGCCCGGCGUGACCGAGCUGAAGCCGCUGAGCCGCUACGAGGCCAUGCGGCUCGGGCCCGGCUGGAGCCACUCGUGCCACGCCAUGCUGUACGCGCCCAACCCGGGCAUGCUCUUCGGGCGCAUCCCGCUGCGCUACGCCGUGCUGAUGCAGAUGCGAUUUGACGGACUACUGGGCUUUCCUGGGGGGUUCGUGGAUCGCCGUUACUGGUCCCUGGAGGAUGGUCUGAAUCGGGUGCUGGGCUUGGGUUUGGGCUGUGUGCGCCUGACGGAAGCUGAUUAUCUGUGCUCGCACCUGACAGAGGGGCCACAUCGCGUGGUGGCGCACUUCUACGCCAGGCAGCUGACCCUGGAGGAGCUGCACACCAUCGAGAUCUGCGCGGUGCAUUCCCGGGACCACGGGCUGGAGGUGAUGGGAAUGGUCCGUGUCCCUUUGUACACCCAGAAGGACCGCAUGGGCGGGCUGCCAAACUUCCUGGGGAACUCCUUCAUCGGGACUGCUAAAUUCCAGCUGCUCUUUGCCCUGAAGGUCUUGAAUAUGGUGCCUGAGGAGAAGCUGGCAGAAGCGGUGGCUGCCACCCAGAAGCAAAAAAAGCCGGCAGCUGAGCCCACAGCUGUGACAGCCAAUGUGACAACAGCCAAUGUGACAACGACAACAGCAGCUGUGACGGCCAAUGUGACAGCAGCUGUGACGGCCAAUGUGACAGCAGCUGUGACGGCCAAUCAGAUGGUGGCUAAGCCAGCAAAUGAGUUGGCAAAUCAGCCUGUAGCUGUGUCAAUGGCUGAGCCAGCAGCAGAGCCCGCCGCUGAGCCAGCGGCUGAGGCUAUGGCUGAGUGAUGAAUUUUUUUCUUUUUUGACUUGGUUAAAAAUGGGCAAAGACACUAGAGACUUUCUUCUAACUUUCCAGACAGUCACUGGCUGCAAAUGCUGCCCAGGUGACUGCUCCUCAGGUGUGAUGGGAUUAGAUUUGCCUGAAGCAAUGGAAAGCUAUAUUUUUUAAGGCCCAUAAACAGUACCAAGCUUUCCAGUUCUCUCUUAACUGCCCCCCCUCCGGAGUCCGUGUGCUUACCCGAGGACUCUCUUAGAUUGCUUUAAUUUACAGGGAUGCUCUGCUCCAUUCAUGUCCCAGCUUAGGUAUUGUUUUAAUGAACAGAAAUGUUACUUUUUAAAUUGUUCCAAGGAGGGGUUUUAGGCCCCUGCUGCAGUAUUGUGAACCCAGUCACAGCUGUGUUGGGGAAGGGGUGGGGGAAUAAGUGAACCCAACUGAAAAGAGGCAUGUCUGCUAGCUCUAGCUCCAUGCCAGGUGCAGAAAUGAAACUGCCUCCUGUAGGAACAGUCCAGGGGUGCUCCUAGUGUUCCCAGGUUUCAUGACUUUGGUAUCACAUGGAAGAGUUGAAGGUGGCAGCUUACCUGGCUAGUGGCAGUUCCCAGGUGGCUUAGUUGUUGGUGCCCCUGUGGGGUGCAGAAAGGCAGCGUGUGGCUUUGCAUAUGGAGAGUUGGGGGAGCAGGAAAAUGAAAUAAAUGGCUUUGCUGUA